Lineus longissimus is the source of this 573-nucleotide messenger RNA. RefSeq names its product protein c-Fos-like. Gene Ontology annotation, cellular component: nucleus. Gene Ontology annotation, molecular function: RNA polymerase II cis-regulatory region sequence-specific DNA binding; DNA-binding transcription factor activity, RNA polymerase II-specific. Bases 1 to 573 code for a protein of 190 amino acids. Gene Ontology annotation, biological process: regulation of transcription by RNA polymerase II. The record is from RefSeq and is a predicted model, not a curated record. Lineage: Eukaryota; Metazoa; Nemertea; Pilidiophora; Heteronemertea; Lineidae. The transcript has a single exon.
AUGGACCUCCACAACCACCACCACCCGCGUAUUAACCCACAUUUCAUAAAAGAUGAAGGAUCGGGACUAUCUGCGAUUCCGGUUCCAUUGGGUAUGCCGAUGCAAUACGAGAAUAUAAAGCACGAAAACAUCAAAACGGAGGAAAUUUAUUCUGCGGUAAAUGCUGAAAACACGUGUCCUAUUCUCAAUCCUGCUGUAACACCAAGUUCAAUAGUGAAACACAAAGAAACCGUCGAAACAAGAACACCGAAUGUUAAAACCGAACGUAAUAUCGAAGACCUUGGCUACUGGUGUGAUACGCCACCAAAAAGGAUGAAAAAGACCGAUUAUUCAUCAGCAGAACAGGCUGAAAGGAUGGAACUGCGAAAGAAACGAAAUCGUGAAGCUGCGGCAAAAUGUCGACAACGAAAGGAGCAAAGGAGACAAGAAUUGGAGGAACAAGUUGCAAGACUGGAAACUGAAUUGAAUGAACGUACGGACGAAGUUGACGGACUAAAACAACAAGUCGAUCAUUUACAGACACUUUUGUGCCUGCAUGCACCUACUUGCAAAAUCAAAGUUGAAGGUGAAUAA